AUGAUGUACGUACGUGGAAAUAAAGCGGAUUUCGAUGGAUGGGGUCUCAAUGGUUGGAGUUGGGAUGAUGUUUUGCCGUAUUUUAUGAAAGCCGAACGAAAUACCUUAGAUCCUGCAAGAGGAAAGUUUGAUCCUAAUGUUCAUGGCAUGGAGGGAAAAAUGAAUACAGACUUUGCGCUUUAUCGCACAAAACUUAUGGAAGAUAUUUAUGAAGCAGGCAAAUUUAAAAAGUAUGCAUGGGAUUUCGAUUAUAACAAUGGAAGUCAAUUAGGAGUGCAUUUUUUGCAAAUCAAUACUUACAAUGGAAGUCGAGAAGACACAGGAACGAGAUACAUUCAAGAUGUGUUACCACGAUCCAAUUUAUAUUUGAGUGUAAAUACGCACGUGACGAAGAUAUUAUUUAACGGAAACAAAGCGACAGGAGUUUUGUAUAGCUUGUUGGGACUUACCUUCAAAGUGACCGCUACGAAAGAAGUAAUUUUAAGUGCUGGUUCAUUCAACUCCCCGCAACUUUUGAUCUUGAGUGGCGUUGGACCGCAAGAAACCUUAACUAAAUUUAACAUUCCUUUGGUAAAAUAUUUGCCAGUAGGUCAAAACUUGCAAGAUCAUCAUUACUUAAUUGCACCUACGUACAUUUUGAACACUACCGGGAAUUCCUUCUCUCUCAGAAAUGUCACUUUGUUCAACAUUUUAUUGCAACUUUUCAAUCAGCCAAAUCCCCUGCAUGUUCCUCACAACAUUGAAGGCUUAAUUUUCGACAAAAUGGCUGAUUCUCCAUUACCUGCUGGUGUUCCAGAUGUUGAAUUUAUGAUUUUAACUGGAGAUAUUACCAAAGCUGGUAGUUUUGUGCGAGAUGCUUUAUGCUUUGAUCGAAAAUUUUACGACAAAGCCUUUGCGGGAUUAAAGGACACGGAAAAUGAUACAAUAAAUUUCAAUCCAGUAUUACUCCAUCCCAAAAUAAGAGGAAAUGUAACAAUUCGCGACAAAAAUUCCUUCUCGAAACCCAUCAUACGUAAUUUCAUGCUCAAAGACCCCUGCGACAGGAAAGCUAUGCUUUUCGGUAUUAGAAGGACACAAAGAGUUAUUGAGUCUGCAGCCUUUGCAAAAUACAAUCCACAAAUUUAUCGAUUUGAUAUCCCGGAAUGUAAUGUUUUUGUGUUUGAUUGUGACGAAUAUUGGUAUUGCAUUAUGGAUUACUUGACGACAACAUUGUAUCACGAUUCGGGAACGUGUCGCAUGGGCACCGAAAAUGACGAAAGGACGGUCGUUACACCAGAUUUGAAGGUUAAAGGAAUUCAAAAGUUGAGAGUUGUUGAUGCUUCGGUCAUUCCGGAAAUUAUUUCAGGACAUACGGGAUCGCCAACUAUGAUGAUCGCUGAAAAAGCAGCUGAUCUCAUCAAGUCGGAGCAUGGAAUAUAA
This is a messenger RNA of Culicoides brevitarsis, 1419 nucleotides long. RefSeq names its product glucose dehydrogenase [FAD, quinone]-like. Gene Ontology annotation, molecular function: flavin adenine dinucleotide binding; oxidoreductase activity, acting on CH-OH group of donors. The record is from RefSeq and is a predicted model, not a curated record. NCBI's taxonomy places the organism in Eukaryota, Metazoa, Arthropoda, Insecta, Diptera, Ceratopogonidae. The transcript has a single exon. Bases 1 to 1419 code for a protein of 472 amino acids.